Molecule: messenger RNA, 2719 nt
Organism: Pomacea canaliculata
Lineage: Eukaryota; Metazoa; Mollusca; Gastropoda; Architaenioglossa; Ampullariidae
Exons: 16
Coding region: 536-2719 (727 amino acids)
Molecular function (GO): protein binding
Source: RefSeq, a predicted model, not a curated record
GUUUUUGAAGAUCAGAAAUAGUUUUCAAAUAAGUGUGUUCAGUACAAAUAUAUUUAGUACACAUAUACAUGUUUAAUAGAUGACAUAUACCUGGCUAUUUCGCGCGGUUUCUACAAGGCCUCAAUGUAAUAUGUAGCAACUUGCUUGUCGAGUUGUGCACACUCUCUUGUCAGUACAGAGUAUACAUGUAGGUUAGUGUGUUAUUUAAUUGUCACAACUCCGACGACAGGCCCAUUCCGGUCACGUACAGCUACUCCAUUUUGCAUUUGAUCCUGUCUUCGCUUCAGUGGCUCUUUUUAUCAGAGUCCUACUUUUUGUGGGAAACGAGAGACACACGGCAAAGGCCUCUAACCUCCCAUUAUUCUAUUUGAUUCUUCAGCUUUAAACCUUGAAAAAAAAAACCUGUGUGUAAAGUGCAGUGGGUCGAAACUGAGAACUUGGCUACCAGGAAGAAGACUUGAAGUGAACGCAAGGCGACGAGAUCGGAAUGUCUGUGUGGAGCUGAUCUUGAAGCAGGUGAAUAAAGGAGCUCAGGAUGAUGGGCGCACGGAUUCAGACAAGAAGAACAGGAACAAUGGCAGUUCCUCUCACAGCUGCGUUCUUGAUGACAAUCAUUAUGCGGGUGCAGUCGGCCUCGGAAACAAUGGGUAAUCUUACCUUUGUAUGUCCUGAUGGCUGGAGGAUAAAGGCGCCGGAUUGCUUCCUCAUAGCGACGACGCCAGCAACAUUCACGUCUGCUCAGGACACGUGCUCAAAGUAUGGAACCACUCUUGUGAUUCUGGAUGAUGAGAAUGAGUCGCUAAUGGUCAGUCAACUAUUUCGACAGGAAACCUUAUCUUUUUCUCAUUUCUGGAUCGGAAACAUAAAACUUAACGAACAAAGCAUGUGUGAAGGACAGUGGGACAUACAACAGCCUUCAAAUAUUACCUUGUCUUACGUGUCGUCGUCGUCAGUCAAUGGACGAUGGAGUACGACCGAUCCGGACACAAUGCUGCCUUUUGUCUGCAGGUUUCACGCAUGCCUAGAAGGAACAUUUCGCUGCAUGGACGGGUCUCAGUGUCUGAACAACGCCUGGAAGUGUGACGGACUGUAUGACUGUCCCGAUCAGUCGGAUGAAGCAGAUUGUGCGGCCUCAUGCACCAGCUACAUACAGAAACCAAGCGGAAGUCUGAACGUGACGUAUGAAGCCAACAGGCCGUGCACGUGGGUCAUUGAAGGAGUCGUUGGACAAACUCUCUCCGUAACAUUUCACACUGUGGACCUCGAGUGCGACGUUGACUUCAUAGAAGUCUGGAGCGGAGGUCCAACGAUAGAGACCAGCACCCAGAAGGCCUUGCUCACCGGAAGUCGGACAAAUCAAACCGUAUAUGGCGACAACAACUUCCUCAUUAUCAAAAUAAUCCCAGAUCUGUCUGUUCAAGGAGCUGGUUUUACAGCCACUUGGCAACCAGUUUCAGGAAAUUUUAGUGCAUUGGACACUGCCGUCAACUCCCAUUCCUGUUGGUCAUGGGUAUGUCCCGACGGAGGUAGCCUUUACUACACAUUCAAUUAUUCUUUGUGUGUGUGUCUCGGGACAUAUCGUCCAGCAGGUGGUGGAACAUGCAAAAGCAUGUCCAGCGAAUUCGACAUCUACUUCCCCAAACGCUCCAACACGAAGCUCCAGCCACCACAGAUGUUCCUAGCCGAGGUAGACGCGAUCAGUCUCUCCUUCUGGAUCGCUUUUCUCAGUGACACCGAGUCUUUCCCAGUGCAGAUUGUGAGUGAUAACAAUAUGGACAAAGUGAUCCUCAUCUCAAGAUACGUCGUCAACUUUGGCGGUGUGGUGGAAGUAAACAUCACCGACAGCAACGGACGGCCACAGCCUCUGCCAGUGGGAGGCGAAUGGACCUUUUUUGCUGUCACAUGGGAUAUGACUGGAACGUACAGCAUCUACAUCAACAAUGAUACCAUGGCGAAAGACAUCCCGAUUCCAAGCCAGACACUUCCGCCCCAAGGAUAUCGGGGUAUAAAAGUUCUGUAUCUUUACAUGGGCGAGGACUUUGUUGGCUACAUCUCACAACUCAAAGUGGUGAACGGCAUUCUGACCAGAGAGGAAGUAAUGACACUGUACAACAACCCUUAUGCUUCUCUAAAUUUUAACUUGCGUUAUCUGUGGUCAGAGUACCAGUUGAAUUCCAGGGUAAGAUUUAUUUACCCUAGCUCCGUGAAACAAAACAGAACCAUGUGUCAUGGGGGCAAGUAUGACAACGAUUGCGAGGACGAACCAGACAAAACGUCGCCAUUUGUAAAUUGCUCCACGUCAGAGCUCAGAAUUCCCACCUACCGUCAAAUAGAGUUAUUUGACUACGUGAGCCCUCUCAUGGUCUUCCCUGAUGGUGAACCAGCGAUUACGAAUAUGAAUGGAACGCUGUUGACCUUCGGCGCCUACCGCGUGGUGUACGCAUCCAGAGACACGGCGGGCAACGUCGCCAUGUGUCGCUUUAACGUCUACGUGCAACGUGAAGAUCAUGUUUGCUUGGAUGUCGAGGCUAAAUAUGGCGAUUCCGUUAUGAUCCCUUGUGGUGAACCAUAUUCAUGGGAAGUGACGUGCCUGGAUGUCAACAGCAUCACGUCCUUCACGCCCAAGAUCGUCGUGUGCGGCAAGCUGGGCUCCUACAACUUUGAUGAUCAGUACACUCUACCUCCAGCACAACCUUGUAGUCGUUUUGAUAUGAACUAA